UUGCAUUCAAUUCAUUUGCUUCUUCUCAGAUUUGAUGAAUUUGAACAAGACUUCGAUUUCCUUUUUUGCAGAGUAUCCGAUCAACCGCUUCCUGAUGGCUGGGAAAUGCGCUUCACAGAACAAGGUGUACCCUUUUUCAUUGAUCAUUCAACCAAGACUACCACCUAUAAUGAUCCUCGUACUGGAAAACCAGUAGGCCCAAUGGGAGUUUUUGGCGUCUCGAUGUCAUAUGAGAGAACCUUUAGAUGGAAAAUAGCGCAGUUCCGUUAUUUGUGCCUGUCAAACAGUGUACCUAAUCAUGUGAAGAUAACGGUGUCACGUACGAAUGUAUUUGAAGACUCAUUCCAAGAAAUUAUGCGGAAGAAUGCGGUAGAUUUGCGGCGCAGGUUGUACAUACAAUUUCGUGGAGAAGAAGGACUUGAUUAUGGAGGAGUGGCUAGGGAAUGGUUUUUCCUGCUUUCGCAUGAAGUACUGAAUCCGAUGUACUGCCUCUUUAUGUAUGCGGGUAACAGCAACUACAGUCUUCAAAUCAAUCCUGCUUCAUUUGUAAAUCCUGAUCAUUUGAAAUAUUUCGAAUACAUUGGAAGAUUUAUUGCCAUGGCUCUUUUCCACGGAAAGUUCAUUUAUUCUGGUUUCACUAUGCCUUUCUACAAGAAGAUGCUCAGCAAAAAGAUUGCUUUGAAAGACAUUGAGCAAGUUGAUACAGAGUUUUACAACUCCCUUAUGUGGAUCAAGGACAACAAUAUUGACGAGUGCCAGAUGGAGUUAUACUUUGUGGCGGAUUACGAGCUACUUGGAGAACUCAAAACUCAUGAGUUGAAACCUGGCGGAACAGACAUUGCUGUAACCGAAGCAAACAAACUCGAAUAUAUCUCACUAUUAGUCGAAUGGCGCUUUAAUAGAGGUGUAGAACAGCAGACGAAAGCGUUCUUCACUGGUUUCAAUUCAGUAUUUCCGCUGGAAUGGCUGCAAUAUUUUGAUGAGAGGGAGCUGGAGCUGCUCUUGUGUGGAAUGCAGGAUGUUGAUGUGGAUGAUUGGCAAAGAAACACUGUCUAUCGCCAUUACGCUCCUCAAAGCAAACAGGUCGUAUGGUUCUGGCAAUGGGUCAGAAAUCUGGAUCAAGAGAAGCGUGCGCGAUUGUUGCAGUUUGUGACAGGCACGUGUCGUGUUCCCGUCGGUGGAUUUUCGGAGUUGAUGGGCAGCACUGGGCCGCAGUUGUUCUGCAUUGAAAGAGUCGGUAAGGAGAACUGGCUUCCGCGGUCGCAUACCUGCUUCAAUCGACUGGAUCUUCCACCAUAUAGAAGUUAUGAGCAGUUAUCCGAAAAGUUAAACAUGGCAAUCGAAAUGACCGAAGGUUUCGGAAACGAAUGA
Messenger RNA from Strongylus vulgaris, 1371 nucleotides. The record is from the annotation of a GenBank genome assembly. NCBI's taxonomy places the organism in Eukaryota, Metazoa, Nematoda, Chromadorea, Rhabditida, Strongylidae.